AUGUCUACACUAUUCUACCCACAAUUCGUGGUUCCCGUGUUGGGACUCCAAGUGGGCGGAGUCUUGGGAGAUGUGUACCCAAGGGUGAUAACGUAUUUGAUAGCAGCGUUGGUGAUUCAUCAUGGCAUUAACACAACUACACUAUUCAUUGCUCACUGCCGUCUAAUGCUAUUAUCUCGUUCUCUAAUUCUCCGAAAAAACUCGACGAACGUGUUAUUAAAACGCGCCCACCAACUGGCGGGUAUCAAUUAUUUUCUGAUGAUUGUCAGUGUUGCAAGUAUACUUUUAUUGUUCAACGUGGAUAGUCUAGAAUAUCAGAAUACGUGGAAGCAGGAGUAUUAUCAAAAGUAUAAAUUGGAUUUCAUCUGGUGUCCAAAGUACUACGUCCUCGACCCAACCGUUUGGGAAUUCGAGGUUAUGAUGGGCGUGGCUUGCUCCGUCACCGUACUAUUUGCUUUUGUAUUUGUCCUAUGUAGUAUUACAACCAUCGCCAUCGUCCAAUCUGCAAAAGAUACCAUGUCUGUCCAAACUAUGAGAUAUCAUAUGCAGGUUGUCAUCUCAUUCCUCAUUUCUUGUGGGAUUCAAGCGUUUUUUGUUGUACUCCCAGUGUUUCAUAUGCUGCUAUGUGUUUAUUUCGAAUUUGUGAAGACUUAUACGGGUGGUUUACUUUUUUAUUCGGUGUUCACUCAAGCACACCAGGGAACCGCAUUCACGUUGUUCUAUGUGCUAUCGCAUAGAAAGACAAAGAAGACUUGGAGGAAAUCCGGAAAACCCACAAAAGUCUACAUAGACCUAUUCAUCCGGACUAUGGGCCCAGUGGCCGACCUGGCUUACACCUACUCGUUUAAUUGUUACUUCCGACAAAUGUGGACGGAUGAUAGACUGGUUUUCAAUAAUAGUGGGAUUGGGUUCAGGCAGUUGUCGUUGAGUAUGGCGAUGCUGGAUAAGAUUUGGAAGCCGGAUACGUACUUCUGGAACGGAGCCGGUAGCUAUGUGCACGGCAUCACCACUUCGAAUCGAUUGGUACGGUUGGAGACUGACGGGACGAUACUGUACUCGAGUAGGAUUACGGUAAAAGCCAAAUGCCAAAUGGACAUGAGUCGCUACCCCCUUGACAAGCAAGCGUGCCGCCUUAUCAUCGGCUCCUACGCCUACUCAUCCGACGAGGUUCAAUAUAAAUGGAGGAUAAUGGGAGAGGAUAACGGAGUGAAGAUUGACUACGAGAGUAUCGCCGAUCUUCCACAAUUCUCACUUUCUGGAUUUAAGGUUUAUGAGGCGGCGAAUUUGACGAGAGACAAGGAGUACUCCGCGCUGGAAGUGCGCUUUUAUUUCGACAGACACUUUGGGUACUUCCUGAUGAAUUUCUAUGUUCCGUGCGCCCUGGUGGUACUGUUGUGUUGGGUGGCGUUUUUCACGAAACGAGAAGCGACUGCCGAACGGAUUGGCAUUGGAAUUACCAACGUCCUUACCAUAGUUUUGAUCUCACUUGAUAGCAAAUCGGAUUCCCCCAAAGUUGACAGUCCGACUGCGCUGGAAGUCUACAUUUGGAUAUGCUAUCUGACCCAUUUGAUAUGUAUGGUCGAGUUUACCGUAGUCCACUAUCAUACCAAGUACAACACGGGCGAUCCGGAGAUUCAGGAAGUGGAAAGGGAACGCUUGCGACAGAUUAUUAAGCAGAUUCCGAAAAAUUCAAACAGUCGUUCCUAUCCGUCGAUGGAGCGUCGGAAUGCAGCGAAACCUGUGUCUAUUACGCGCUCCCUUCCCAACAAGGCCACCAGAUUUAUGUCUGUCCGUCACCCCAAGAAAAGUGAGCAACACGAAUCGAUACAGCUGAUGAGGAAGAUUAGUCAUAUGGAGACAACGAAUACUCAGAACGAGGCAGAAAACAACACGACGAAUAUGGAGUCGUUCCGACAGGAGAAUGUGGGAUGGAGAUUGUAUUAUUGGAUGAUUGAUCAUAACAUCAAAACCGACCCAUUCGGUGUCGCCCAGAACUCGAUCAGCCGAAUCGACAAGAUCUCCGUGGUGGUCGCACCACUCAUCUUCAUUCUAACCAUUGCGUUGUAUUAUGAUUUUUAUGUAAAUCGAAAGUUUACAUUCCAUUUUGAUAAUGAUUUUAGGAACAUAUAG
Caenorhabditis remanei is the source of this 2130-nucleotide messenger RNA. RefSeq lists its product as uncharacterized. The transcript has 11 exons. The record is from RefSeq and is a predicted model, not a curated record. The coding region runs from base 1 to 2130 and encodes 709 amino acids. Gene Ontology annotation, cellular component: neuron projection; synapse; membrane. Gene Ontology annotation, biological process: nervous system process; chemical synaptic transmission; monoatomic ion transmembrane transport. Lineage: Eukaryota; Metazoa; Nematoda; Chromadorea; Rhabditida; Rhabditidae. Gene Ontology annotation, molecular function: neurotransmitter receptor activity; transmembrane signaling receptor activity; extracellular ligand-gated monoatomic ion channel activity.